Molecule: messenger RNA, 4817 nt
Organism: Dipodomys ordii (Ord's kangaroo rat)
Lineage: Eukaryota; Metazoa; Chordata; Mammalia; Rodentia; Heteromyidae
Product: collagen alpha-1(VII) chain-like
Exons: 11
Source: RefSeq, a predicted model, not a curated record
CACGGGCGCCGCGUGGACGGCACCGCAGACGGCCACACCCAGAGACAUAGAGGGAUGGACCCCAGCCGGCCUCUAUUACCGUUCCUUCCUCCUCUCUCGCGCCCCCUUCGCCAACUCACCCGUCCGCGGCCGCGGGAAACACCGGGACGGGGGAAAGGCCGGCCCCGACGUGCGAGAGCGGCCACACGGGGACGGACGGCGACGGCGACGCGGGAAAGACGGCGACGACGACGAGGAGGAGCCCCGAGGGACCGCGGCGCCAGCAACCCCGGCGGAUCGCGGAGGGCCACCCUCGCGCCGAGCUCAUAGUCAAGUUCGACCGUCUUCUCAGCACUCCGCCAGGGCCGUGGGCCGACCCCGGCGGGGCCGAUCCGAGGGCCUCACUAAACCAUCCAAUCGUUUCAGCUUUGCAACCAUACUCCCCCCGGAACCCAAAGACUUUGGUUUCCCGGAAGCUGCCCGGCGGGUCAUGGGAAUAACGCCGCCGCAUCGCCAGUCGGCAUCGUUUAUGGUCGGAACUACGACGAGGGGGGACGGGCGGGGGGGGCAAGCGGGGGCGCGGAGGACGCGGGGGGGGGCGGCCGAGCGCACGGGAACGCAACCACCGGGGGCGGCCGACCGCCGGCACGCGGCAAACCCGGGCGAGCGAGGGGAGAGAGAGGGUGACACGGGCGAGCGACAACGGGGGGCUCGCCUCCUCACCUCCCCCGGCACCCGGCGCCGCGGGCCGACGGAACGGGGCGCGCCCGGGCGGCACGGCCGCACGGCGGCGCCCACACACCGCGAACCCGACCCCACACCCCCCCACCCACCUCCCUCCCGCCGCGGGGGGGAGGGGCGGAAGGAACGGAGAGGGAACACGGGCAAACCAGGGCAUCCGUCUGUCUCUCCACGGGGACCAGACGUCAACCAGCGUGAGCGAGGAGAGGGCAGAACCCGGCCAGCGGGCGAUGGCGAGGAGGAGACGGGGAGCCAACGAGGGGGAGCGAGGGCGGCGAGGCGGAUCCCCGGCCGCCGCACACCAGAACGACCGGGCGGGCCCGACCGGCCCGAGGGCACACACAAGGGUGGGCGCGGAGCGGGCGCGGGAAGGGAGGGAGGCGCGGACCUCGAUCCGGGAGACCGAGGCCACCGACCAGCGAACGCCGGCAGCGACCCGGAAGACCGACACCGACGGGCCAAGCCGGCCGCCGACGCGACCCAACCAACAACCGCCACCAUCCGGGACGGCGGCGCGGGCACACGGGCGCAAGCGGGCCACCGCGCGGUGACGAGCAGAGAGAGGAAGAGCACGGAGAGGGCAGGGGAACCCGUGGCCGGGGGGGGUGAAGGGCACCGCACCGCACCCAAGCGCGAGGGCACCGCAUCACCGACACCCCGCCUGCCGGCCCGGCGGGCACGGGAGCGACGGCGCGCACACACGGACGGGGGAGGAGAGCCAGGCCCCUCCUCCGCCCGGAGGCGGCGCGCCGACGUCCACGGCCCAGCCGGCCAGCCGGCCGGGUCGCGUGCGGCGCACACCCGGGCGGCCAGGAAGCCGGGGGUGAACACACACAACGCGACGCACGCCACACGGCCACGGGGUUCUUCUCCGCCUCCCUCAGAAGCCGGCCCGAAUUCACUCGCUCGCACGGACGCGGGGGCCGAGCGCACAACGACCCGCGCCGCCGCGGACCGGCGGUGCCGGCAGGGGGUCGGGGGUCCGCGGCGACGACCCGUCGGCGACAAGUCACCGGCCAACGGCGGCGGCCGGAGGCGGCGGCAGGGACCCCGGGAGGCGGGCGACACCAAACCCAACGCACGCGAGCGCGCUCACACGCGGACACCGCCGGCACAGAGCGGACGGGGCCAGGCACGGGAACCGGGGUCGCGCCGGGCACGCGGCGGCAACGCGCCGAGAGAGCACAACACCCCGGAUCCGGGACCGGGGCGGGGACGAAGCCACACGGCUCGAGACGGAGGAGACGAUGCGGGCAAGCCUACGCACGGCGAGCAGGAGGGAGGCGCGGGAACCCGGGACGACAAACGCGCAGGCGCGCGAGGCGGCGCCCAGCGGGAGGAGACACGGUCACGCCGGCUUCGGGCCCUCGGACGGCCAACUCCCGAGCGAGGGACGCACGCGGGAAUCUCACCACCAUCGCCCCCGCGGCGUAAACGGACGCGGGAUCUCACCACCCCCAACUCCGGGGCGGUCCCGCGCAACGCCUGGGACACCGAGCCGGCCGACCAGCGGACCGGAAACCCCCACCGCGGCAGCGGCGGGCCCCCCCAAAAGAGGCCCGGAGAGGGAAAAGGCAGCUCUCGCACACACCUCAAAGACCCCGCGAGCGCCCGCGGAGCCGCCCGCGCCAGGCAGGGCCCCACCGCAUCCAUCCACGCCGCCGGGCACAGCACCCAUCAUCGACCGCCUCUCUUUCGGCCGUGUGAGCAGGGCCCACACACACCGGGAUCCUCGGCUCCGGAGGGCCAGAACCCCCCCGAGCGGCACACCACCACGGGCACGGCGGCCGCGGAACACCGCGGGGCCCAGCGCCCGCACAGCGCCGUCGUCGCCAACGGGCGGCGGCCCACACAGACGCUCGGGAACCGCGUCGCCAGGGGCCGGAGGGGGAGGGGGACGGGACCCCCAAAAACCCCACGGCACCCCAAGCACGAGGCCGGGAAGCCACACACCACACGCCCUCGCAUCGCGACCCAGCACAGGCUCCAGGGCUCCGCCACUCGACACACCGCACGCGAGGCAGGGGCGGGGACGGAUCGGGAACGUCCUCCACUCACCACACCAGACGACGGCCCGGGAGAGGCCCCGCGGGACCCUCCCCCAGCUCGGAGGGGGGAGGCGCGGGCACGCAGUCACCAACGCGGGCAGCCACUUACGCUCAAAAGCGGGACAGGGAGCGGCAGGGCCGCGGGAACCCAUCGGGGGCGGGCCCCCGCCAACCCAGCAGCGCACGCCGCUUCCCGAACGAGGAUCGCUAGAGAACCUCUCCUCACUCUGAGGGUGGCCCGCACCCAACCCCGACGGGAACCCCGCCGGGACCAGCACACCACCUCAAAGGCGUCCAUCCUUCCCACCACGGGGGCAGCCCCACGAACCCAAGGACGGCCGGGACACACCGCGGGCGGCAGGCUGGCACAGGCAGCGGACAACGCCAGGAUCGGGAACGACACCACCACUCAGCCUCAGGCACCUGAGAGAACCGACCGGGAGCGUUCCGGGAGCACCGCGAGAGGGCAGAGCGCGAGGCGCGGCUUUGCACACCACACAGCACGGGCAAGCACGGAGCACCGACCCUCCCUCUCCGCGGAGAGAGCCGACCCCCGUACCGAUAACGAGUCACGGGAAGAGAGGAGCAAGAUCAGGGCACCCCCCUCCUCCAGCGUGUACAAGUCCCCGACCUCACGGCGAGGGCAGGGAGAGCGCAGCCGGACCCGGUCGCCGCACCCCUGCCUCCCCGCACACCACCGGCGCCGGCACGGUGGGACGGCGAGGGCAGGGGCCCACGGGCAGAACGAGAAGAGCGGUCCCAUUCGCCAUGAAUGUCCGUCCCUCGCCUGGCGCAGCUUAGGCCCGGGCCCGAAGGAGAUCGCAACGUCACCACAUCAAUCACACCGAGGGGGUGGAGAAGACAGCCACACGGCACUCGGGAGGCGGUGGCCCAGGAAGCUCGGCUCCCGGGAGGGCCAACAGCCUGGGAAUAAAAGCGUACCCAGGACAGACACCCUUUCGCAUGGGCCAGAAUCCAGCACCGGGAGCGGGGGAGAGAUCAAGGACGACGGGACUCAACUCAGCCGCCAGCCACCACCCAACCGCCACCACAACCACGAGCCACCACAGGGACAGGGCCUGCUCAGGGCAGCGGGAGCCCGGGGUGCGGGGUGGAAAGGACAGGGGGACCCGGACCGGGAAGAGACGGGAAAGGCCCGGCACACAGCAUCCGAGAGAGCCCCAAAAGACCCGCUGACAGCCACCGGGACACGGCAUGCCAGCACCCUCCUGCAGACGCGAGGCACCCACUCCGAGAGGCACCCAACCACCACACCCACACCGCGCGGGGUCAGUGGUGAGCACCCUGCCACCAGCACGCACCCACCCGGGACUCCCGGGCUCGGGUCCCCGACUCCCGAGGUGCUCCCUCCGCCUCGAUCUUUCCCCUACGCAGGGCCCACCGGGCAAGUCCCCGCCAUCGCGCACGCCGCAGAUGAACGAGGGGACUGUCAUAUCAAAGCGGACGCCAGGGGGAGCACGACAACCGCCUUCCAACGACCGACUCCACCGAGCCGCCGUACCCCGGAUCGGCGCGCGCCGGCCGGCUCAGAGCUCCGGAGACACAGAACACGGAAACAAAUCGCCUCACUCCAGAGGCACAACCUAGGUCAGGACCCGCAGCCGGGUCCUCUCUGCGACCUCACGAGCGACACCAGAGCCACCAGAGACCUAGACCGAGAUCGAGCCGAGCCGCCGCCGCCGCCGCCGCCGCCGCCGCCGGCGGCGACCAAAGUGAAACCAGGAACCAGGACGGGGUUCGCCCGAACGGAGCGGCCCGAACCCGAGAAAAAGGGAAGCCGGGAUCGGUCCCAAGCAGGAAGGGGCGGCAAAGACGGCAGGCCUGCACCACGAGAGAAAACGAACCGGCCACCCGCACGACCUCCGCCGCCCGUGGCAAGACCCCCACCCCCGCCCAACGGCCAGAAAAGGGCAAGAUUCGGGGCACGAGGCGAUGAAUCUAAACCCUACACACAGGUGUUGGAGGGUAGCGGCAUCAUCACUCACACGCCUGUGGUGGAGGACCUGGACCUGGGCGUGGCGGUGCACA